CGACUUAUCGAAAGCUCAAAAUCCACGCCAGGGUACACCAAGACGAAAACGGGCACCACAGGGCUGAGCCGGACAUCCUGUCGCGUAAAAUGGAAUAAGUGCAUGGAUGGUCGAGAUCGACCAACCGUCAGUGAAUGUGACGAUUUCAUUAGAAGAAAGUAUGAAUGUCCGCCGCCUGUUCUGGAUCCCGAACCUGAUCGAGAUUCGGGACGAGCUUCUAAUAAAAAUGCGAAGGAUGACGAUUUUGAGGAUCCGAUACGUUCAGGACCUACACUAAGAAAGCCUUCGAGGGGAGAUGAAGAUCGUGGGGAAUCUGGGGAUGACGAAAAGAUUGGCAAAUAUCGAGAUCGAGGAAAAGAUAGGGAAAGCUACCCGAAAAAGAAGAAACGCCCCCCUCCUCCUUCCGACUCGAUCGAAGUAGACCAGAAAACAAAAACCACAUCAGACUCAACAAGUUCCAAGUACGAGAAAAGUAUUGGACCAUCACGUGACCGAGAUCGUGACCGUCAAAGUGACCGUGGUCAAGAACGUGACCGCGAAGCUGACCGUGACCGUGAAACCGACCGUGGCAAAGACCGUGACCGAGAAAGCGACCGUGGCAAAGACCGUGACCGAGAAAGCGACCGUGGCAAAGACCGUGACCGAGAAAGCGACCGUGGCAAAGACCGUGACCGAGAAAGCGACCGUGGCAAAGACCGUGACCAAGAAAGUGACCAAGAAAGUGACCGUGACAAAAACCGUGACCGCGACCCUGACCGUGAGAGAACUCGUGAUCCUGACCGUGACCGGCCCCGUGAUGAUCGUGACCGUCCACGUGAGCGUGACCGACCCCGUGACCGGGAUCGCGAUGACCCCCCAGAUGACGACGAAUUAGUUCGAAGACGUGACCGUGUGAAGAAAGAAAAGCAGAAGGUUUUCGUAAAAGAAGAUCUCAUAGAAUUGGAUGAAAAACCCGUGGAACCUGAGAAAAAUAAGACCGCUGUUACCAUAGCGACCACUCCAGCGCCAGUGGUUGCUCCUGCUGCACCCGCACCAGUGCCCCCACCUCCUCCACCCCCUCCACCACCACCAGCGCCAGCCGGUGGUGGUGGUGCCGCACCCAUUCCUCCCGUCCCUGCAAUCCCCGCACCUCCCGCUAUGACAACCGCAGAUCAAAAGAAAGCUGUUCAUGCCGCAGUAGCUAAAGUUUUAGAAUCUGGUUUAUUUUAAUUAAUAUCAAUAUUUUUUUUUACUUUCCGCCAAAAAUAGAUCUAGCACCUUGAUCUUUUAUUGUUCGAAACCGUAAUGAAUUUCCUUAGGUAACAGUGUGACUAUCAAAAUAAAGAACGCCACAAAAUGCA
Messenger RNA from Folsomia candida, 1340 nucleotides. Its product is annotated as U1 small nuclear ribonucleoprotein 70 kDa. The record is from RefSeq and is a predicted model, not a curated record. Bases 103 to 1209 code for a protein of 368 amino acids. The transcript has 4 exons. NCBI's taxonomy places the organism in Eukaryota, Metazoa, Arthropoda, Collembola, Entomobryomorpha, Isotomidae.